AUGGGCGCGCUGCUUAUUCAGCAGGUAGGCGUUGAGGAGUUGCGCGCGCCGAGCACUGUUAAUUUUGCCCGUAGCGCACCGGCCCUCAUCUCGUCGUGCUUCGAUGGCCGCCUGAACGCCUGCGCUGUGCAGGGGCAGUAUGAGGAAGCGGAAAAGGUUUUUGUGAGUGGCAUUCGUUAUUUCCCUGAUGAAGCCAGCCUGUACACCAAUGCAGCCAUUGCCGCCUCACAGCAGACAGACGCCAGUGCAUGGCAGCGCGGCUUGGUUCAUGGGCGGGAGGCUCUGCAGCGUCAGCCGGACGAUAGCCGGACCCAUCACGUUGUGGGGAAUCUGCAGCAGCAGCUGGGCCGUGCCUCGCUAGCAGAACAACAUUUUGCGCGGGCCGACAAAAUCGCCUCUGGCCUGCCCCCGCGCCGCGCGGGACCCCCGCGCCCAUCCUUUGACGCAGUGCUCGAUGCAGCCGGGCCUGCCAUGGAGGUGCACCUGCUUUCCCAUGACCCAUUCGUAUUGGUUGUGGACAACUUUGUCAAGCCAGCCGAGGUAGCUUGGAUUCGCAACAAUGCAGCCCCAAAGCUGAGCGAAUCCUUCACAUAUGCCGCGCACGAUCAAAGCGUUCGUCAGAGCCAGACGGCUUGGCUCGGACCCCACGAGCAUUCAACCCUGACUGCCUUGGAGAACCGAUUGCUAGCCUUGCUCGGCCUACGCUUUGUUGAUGUGGCGCAUGCAGAGCUCCAAGUUGUCCAAUACGAGCAGGGCGGCUACUAUCGCUCCCACCUGGACACCUCGUCUUGGCACCCCCGUGACAUUACCGCGCUCUAUUAUCUCACCACGGUACAGACUGGUGGGGGCACGGCCUUUCAGAACGUCUCAGCGGAGAUGGGUGAUCUAUUGGAUAGCACCCGCAAGCAACCCUGUUUCGACUCGACGCACCAUGCCGAGGCCAGCGAGCCUCAAGACCACGGGGCCAUCGUGCCUGCGGUGGCUGGCCGGGCCGUCAUCUUUUACAAUACACGCAAAGAUGGGCAGAUGGACACCGCUGCAUAUCAUGCUGGGUGUCAGAUCAUCAAAGGCGAGAAAUGGAUCGCCAAUCAUUGGCUGACACUUCGGCAUGCCUGA
This is a messenger RNA of Monosiga brevicollis MX1, 1116 nucleotides long. RefSeq lists its product as uncharacterized. Gene Ontology annotation, molecular function: protein binding; procollagen-proline 4-dioxygenase activity; iron ion binding. The transcript has a single exon. Gene Ontology annotation, cellular component: endoplasmic reticulum. The coding region runs from base 1 to 1116 and encodes 371 amino acids. The record is from RefSeq and is a predicted model, not a curated record. Gene Ontology annotation, biological process: peptidyl-proline hydroxylation to 4-hydroxy-L-proline. Lineage: Eukaryota; Choanoflagellata; Craspedida; Salpingoecidae.